GACAAGCGCUCAACAAGUGCCGCGGAGCGCGCGUGAGUGAGUAGGUGUUAGUUCCGGACUUAUAAGAGACUGCAUUCGGAUAUCCCGGCGUCUUUUAUUACCUCGCUCUUCCACGGAUUCGGUUCAGCACAAAUCUCCGGCGGUCAUCCUCAUCACCGAAACACACAGAAAAUGUCUACAUUAUACAAUGUGACCGUUGUGAUGGCUGCAUUCUUGUUGCUGGUCGUCGGCAACUGCGAAUGCAGGAUAAACAAUCUGCCAACGCAGUGUCUCCCAGGAUUGUUGGAAGAUGCCCCGCCCAAAGUACGGGAAGCUUGUUUCACUUUGUCGACCAUCCGCACACUGUCCAACGCUAUCGAAACAUACAUACAGGACAAACAAUAUCCGGUGUCCAUGCCCUACGCCAGAAUGGCCGACGGUCUGACCGACACUGCAAUGCAAAACGAUAAACGUCAGGACUUGGAUCACGUUUUCCUCAGAUUCGGCCGCAGACGACGUUGAAUAAUCGAAUAAAAUUUAAAAAAAACAAACAAACACUUAAGAUAACUUCCUUCUUUUUCUCUUAGAUCCUCGAUAAACUCUUUAACGCAUAUUUGUGUAACCUCGCGCAUUUUUCACAUGUUAUACUACAUACCUAAAUAUUAUAAUUAUUACAUAAUACAAUUAAAAAAAAAAAACAUUUAAAAAGUAAAAUUUAGGUACCAUCUCGACAUUCAUCUAAGCAUUUAUUUUAGGGUCCCAUCUUUAUUAUUUACGAAUAAUAAUAUUAUGACGGAUUCCAUCGCGUCGUACAAUAGUACAAUUACUUAUCGUUAGAAAAACCAUUAUUUUUACUAUAACACAUAACGUAGAGACUUUUAUUUAUUUAUUAAUUUAUUUCUUAGUAUUAUUAUUAUUACCUAUUAUUAUUUGUUUAUAUACUUGUAUCGUCAGUAGGACUGAAUGUCUGCUCAUAUGUACUUAAAACAUUACAAACUAGUCUGCUGUAUUUUUUAAUUAUUAGUUUUAUUAGUUUAAGUUAAAUGUUAUAUUAUGUUAUGUCGGUAUAUAAUUAUUAAUUAAUAAACACCUACAUUUAAUUUGGUACACGAUAAUAAAGCGAGCGAUACUGUUAAACCCGUUAUUACUAUACAACUACUAUUAUUAUUAUUAUAUAUAAAAUAGAAAUAAUACAAACAAAUUACUUAAGAAAGACUAUAAUAAUAUAUAUAUA
Adelges cooleyi (spruce gall adelgid) is the source of this 1213-nucleotide messenger RNA. It is a transcript of the gene Ms, whose product is annotated as myosuppressin. The record is from RefSeq and is a predicted model, not a curated record. Bases 172 to 501 code for a protein of 109 amino acids. The transcript has 3 exons. Lineage: Eukaryota; Metazoa; Arthropoda; Insecta; Hemiptera; Adelgidae.